GGCCAUCGCUGAACAGCGCUGGCAUGCAUGAGGGGAAAUCCGGUACUUUGKUACGAAGUUUUGGGACAAUGUYGACAACAGAAAAAACCGACAUGUUCACAUUUAAGGCACGAAUCCAGCGUGUCUUAAAGAAGGGUGCGCCAGGUGCUGAGUAUGUCCUCAAAGACGAAAGCUCAAGCACUGCAUCUUGCUGGAAACGGUUUGGGCAUGUAUGCAAGCAAGACGGGUCGCCUGUGUGGGAGCACAACACAGGUUAUGUGGCAUGUAGGCACUGCUACUGCCCCUAUGCGUAUACAACAUCGAAUGGGACAAGUUCGUUGAACAGCCAUAAAUGUCCUCUUGAGAACAGGGAGGCUGGGUCUUUGCGGUGUUUUGUGGGCAAUAUUGAACCUACUGCUGCACAGAAGAAAAAUCUGGCAAAGGCAGCAGCGUUGAUGUAUUGUGAGGACCUUCGUCCAUUUUCCAUAUUUUCUGACGCAGGUUUUAUAAAAGUUACACAAGUUAUUUUGGAUGUUGGAAUUAACAUUGGCAAAGGCAUGCGAGCGGAAAGUCUGGUGCCUGCGCCGAACACAGUGAAGCAGCAGAUAUUGUUGACUGCUGAAUCUCUUCGAAAAAUAGUGAGUGAAAGAGUAAAAGAGCACUUCGAGGAGGGAAUAUGUGCUGGGUUCACAAUUGACAUGUGGACAGAUGCAAUGAGGAAAAACUCAUUUGUGUCUGUCACAAUUCAUUACAUUGAUAAUUGUUUCAAGCUGCACAAUAGAACCUUACAGGUGAAGGCAUUUUACGAUGAGGCGCACACUGCACCUCUCAUUUUGAAGGCAUUUCGAGAAUGUCUCGAAGCGUACGGAUGCACUGAUCCGGAACUGUGUUUUGUGUGCUCGGAMAGUGGGUCAAACAUGUGUGGAGCAGAGRGCAUUCRGAGUGUGUACCGGAUGCUCYCGUGCGCAGAUCACAAAAUCGCAACCAUCUUGACCACAGUCUUGAACAAAACCACAACGGUGAGCAAUAAGGUUGUGGACAGCAGUGGAAAAGAAACCACCAUCCCUCCAGACUCUGCGGGCAUAAGGGGAAUCAAGAAGCUUGUGAAAGAGGUAUUGAGGGAGAAAUGGGAGCUUGAGGACGUGCACGUUCAGGCUGCACUUUUGGACCCGAGGCAGAAAGAUCGCUUAGACUUGUUUGAGGUUCCUGUUGCUCAAAUAAAAAGAGCACAAAGUGGCAUGAGAAGGAUGAUGCUCACUGUCGGUGCAAGAGUGGAAGGAGAGGUGAGUAAGGAAGGUUUCAGAGAAGUUGUAUCAGAAAAAGAACGUUCUCCACGACCAUUGAAAAAACGAAAGGUGGAUGAGACGAAACCGCGUACUGGAUUGUGCAGCUCUGAUGAAGAAGAUGAAGACAUAGAUGCAGCUGCGGGCAAUGCGUCAUUGACUAGUGAAGAGCAGAUACAGAAGGAGCUCGAUUAUUAGUGGAGCCUAAAGUUGACAAAGGAUGAGAAGCGAUCAUUCGAGAUUUUGGCUUGGUGGAAGGCAAAAGGGGUUGCAGUAAAGACUGCUGAACAAC
Messenger RNA from Chara braunii, 1554 nucleotides. The record is from the annotation of a GenBank genome assembly. NCBI's taxonomy places the organism in Eukaryota, Viridiplantae, Streptophyta, Charophyceae, Charales, Characeae.